Paramecium primaurelia is the source of this 360-nucleotide messenger RNA. The record is from the annotation of a GenBank genome assembly. Lineage: Eukaryota; Ciliophora; Oligohymenophorea; Peniculida; Parameciidae.
AUGAAACUCAAAGAGUUUUUAAUAAAAAAUAUCACUUAAGAAAAUGAUAUCCUGGAAAAUAUGUAAAGUGAUUUCAACAUAUCAUCAAACAAAAAAAAACUCUAAUUGAAAAAUGCUUAAAUUUAGGGAGGAUAUUAAAAUGUCCAAUAACAAAACUAAUUAAAAGUUCUAGAAUGCUCUAAACUCUUUAAAUUCCAAUUCUUAAGUUUUAACAUAAUCAAUAAUUUGUAAUAUAUUUAAUAAAAAAGAAUAAUUAUACAUAUUGUAGGCAACAAUUUCUUUUAUCUCGCUCUAGUAGUUGAAAUCAUUUUAAGAAUUUUUAUAUUCAUUAAUAAUAAUAAAAAUGAGAAAUAUUAGUGA